UCUUUGCCCAUUUCAGAACUUUGAAAACCCUUUUAGUAUAAUUUUUUUACAUGCAUAGUGGUUCUUGAACAGGGUUUUGCCAAUUUUACAGGAGCCAAGUUUUGGCUUCUGAUAAAAAAAAGUGACUGUAAUGUUAAGUGUUGUAGUUUAGGACUGAUAGAGUAUAAUCAUUUCAUUGUCUAAAAUGGUGAAUGUUUUUAUAACCUGCCUUGCUGCUUGUCUGUUGCACAUGUUGCACAGUGCACCUAACUCCAUUUCUUGGUGCUAUCAUAAGGCUUCAUGUAGUGACAUCGUUUGGCACAUAAUCGCAGAAAAAGACCGUAAUGGCACUCAACAGUCUCCCAUAGACAUUGUAACCACCGAUGUGCACACUAAUACUACUCUGACUCCUUUCACCUUCACGGGCUACAAUGAAGAUGCAACCUUAACUGAAAUCACAAACACUGGCACCACAAUUCAAGUUACACUUGAUCACAAGAAAAUGCAUGUGGAAGGAGGUGGUCUGCCAGGCCUGUUUGCAAGUACUCAGUUUCACUUUCACUGGGGUAAUGGCAGUGCCACACCUGGGUCUGGACAUAGUGUGAAUGGCAAACGAUACUCUAUGGAGUUGCAUAUCGUGAGUAAGGCUGAACACAAUGGCAGUCUGCCCAAUGAUUCGAUAUUAGCAGCUUUUGGUUUCUUCAUUGAGGCCUCUAAUGACACUGGGAAACCAGAGAGCUGGAAACUCUUAAUGUCUUAUCUCACAGAAAUUGCCAGUGCAGGUGAUAAAACACGUGUUUCCGACAAGCUCACCAUGGAUGAUCUGCUUUCUGGAGUGGACCGUACUAAGUAUUACCGCUAUCUUGGGUCUUUGACUACACCCAACUGUGAUGAAGGUGUGAUUUGGACCAUCUUUAAAGACCCCAUUAAAGUCAGCCAAGAUUUGAUUGACCUCUUCACUACGACUGUCUACAUCAAUAAAAACUCCAACUCCCCUCUAAUGACCAACACAUUCAGGGGUGUUCAGCCCAUCAAUGGCAGGAUUGUGAGGUCACCGAUAGUGGGUACCAAAAUUACUGGCCUCCUAAUGCCAACAUCGCCUACCACAACCACUGCUAUUCUAAAGCUGACUUCGACUACCAAAACCACUGCUAUUCUAAAGCCGACUUCGACUACCAAAACCACCGCUAUUCUAAAGCCGACUUCGACUACCAAAACCACCGCUAUUCUAAAGCCGACUUCGACUACGUUCUCAUCGGUGUCACUGUAA
Messenger RNA from Carassius auratus (goldfish), 1249 nucleotides. Its product is annotated as carbonic anhydrase 4-like. The transcript is spliced from 10 exons. Lineage: Eukaryota; Metazoa; Chordata; Actinopteri; Cypriniformes; Cyprinidae. The record is from RefSeq and is a predicted model, not a curated record. The coding region runs from base 185 to 1249 and encodes 354 amino acids. Gene Ontology annotation, molecular function: zinc ion binding; carbonate dehydratase activity. Gene Ontology annotation, cellular component: plasma membrane.